This is a messenger RNA of Suillus plorans, 1775 nucleotides long. RefSeq lists its product as uncharacterized. The transcript has 14 exons. The record is from RefSeq and is a predicted model, not a curated record. Lineage: Eukaryota; Fungi; Basidiomycota; Agaricomycetes; Boletales; Suillaceae. The coding region runs from base 303 to 1280 and encodes 325 amino acids.
CCCUACAUGAUGAACGUCAUCACACUACCUCUAGUCAGUGGACAACGUCGAACCAGGACCAGUGUCAAUCAUCGAAGUUCGCAGAUGCAUAUCAUGAUCGGUUCAAUCAUGACGUCAGAAGUGAUCCAUAGAACGAGGUUGCCGAUAGGCUGUAAAUGAGAAGAUUUCGAGCCGCAUUUACUGCCUGUGCAGACUUCUCGGUCGCCAAGGCCGCAUCGGCAUUUAUGAAACUACUAUUUCAUAACUGCUUUUAGACCCCCGAAUCCUCCCCCCUCUUUUCUCCAGUGAUACCACACGCACCCAUGUCGACCACUAUCACCCCAGAGGAAAUCCAAGCUCUGGACCUAUACCAGGUGACAGCUCCAAAAAUCAAAUACAUCAGCAUUGCUGCUUUGACGCUCCUUACGUGGGACCUUGUCCUAACUUUUCCUCAAGAGGUUAAAUUAUGGAACACCAGAUGGACGCUUGCAAAGGUUCUGUUUUUCGUGAAUCGAUACUUCGCGCUUGGAACAGCUAUCUUAAUGACAUUCUGUUCUGUAAAUGCGUUCUUUGCCAUCAUCGCAUUGUUGCUAGUAGCGAAUAUUCAAAUGAUUCUCCAACAUCGAAUAUAUGCACUGUACGCAUAUGACAAAAGAAUCGUCGUUCCUGUGUCGAUGCUGUUCAUCGCGAUCUUCAGCACUAUGAUGGUGAUGGCAGUGGUUGUAUACCUGUAUGAGAAGGAUCACGAAGCUCAGAUCUUUGGCGCAUGCUGUUUACUUGGAUCUAUGGAGUGGUUAUAUCUCUUUUGGGUACCCAUGAUGGGCUUGGAACUUGUUCUUGUCGUGUUGGCAGGCCACAAAUCUCUUCAGCACUAUUUCCAGGUACCAGAUAAGACCUGGUCUGGUGCACGUCUUAUGCGUACCUUUGCGCGAGACUCAGUCCUUUAUUUUCUUUGCAACUUUUUGAUAUAUCUGUUCAGUACAUUGCUAGGCAAAUUCGGUCCUUCUGUGUAUUAUCAACUUGGCGCGAUCACGAUUUCAGUUGUCCCACCUAUAUCGGCGAACCGUCUCCUCAUCAACAUGUAUAACUUUGCACACGACGAGCAGCCCACUUGGACGAUAGUUUCGGAAGCUAAAGCUUCGCUGCAAUUGGUGAAAGACACAUCGAGGUCUGUUUUUCGUGCACAUCCGCCGAAGUUAUUUGACAAUGACAUGGUACCCAGAGUACACCACGAGGACAUGGAGCUUACAUUCGUGAGGACGAAGGGUUCUGAGUAUGUGGAUGCAUCAUCGUUUGAAUGAUAUGUGCAUGAGACUUUGUACUAUAUGGUUUUUUUAUGAGUUCGUGCCUAAAUAACACUUCCAGAAGGUAUCCGUUCGGGUCCCCUGGUUCUUCCACAUGAGCCCAAUAGAGCGCCGCCGUCGUCGCUUUCAUGCUAUAUAUCGUCGUCAAAUCGUAUUUGGCCGUCCUGUAGCCCGCUCGGGUGUGACAGGAGUAUCCUGCAGGGAUACUGCCACUGUGAAGCAUCAAGAAAACCAGCUGAUCAAUAUGCACCAUGCAUACAGCGAUUAAUCUGCUGUUCUGCAAGUGCAAACGUAGCCGCGGCAACAUGUACUAGUACACUAAACGUACCCACAGUUUCUGUCACCACUUUUAUUAGACGGAACGACUGUUUCCCUUCUUCUAAAAGUCUGGCUCGGGGAGAUCGUUUAUCAGUGAACCUGCACAACAGUUUGGUCCGAUCAAAAAUUCUGUGAGGAACUACCAGUAAAUAUUGUUCUAAAAUUAAUGGCGAG